This is a messenger RNA of Heterobasidion irregulare TC 32-1, 1434 nucleotides long. Its product is annotated as Metallo peptidase M24. Lineage: Eukaryota; Fungi; Basidiomycota; Agaricomycetes; Russulales; Bondarzewiaceae. The transcript has 7 exons. The record is from RefSeq and is a predicted model, not a curated record. Bases 9 to 1355 code for a protein of 448 amino acids.
CAUAUGCUAUGGAGAAAUCCAUUCACAUUUUAGUUGAACCACCCUUUCCCCGCAUUCCAAAUCGCCGCUUCGUAGUUGUGGCCUGGUUGAUCACUGUAAUAACCUUCGUCAUAUAUGGUACUAUCAGGACUGGCGCCGACUGGAAAUUUUUUGGUUCUCGAGGCUCAGACGUACUGAUCUCACACUGCAGGAGCGUUGUGCCCAUCUCGGUUUCUGAAUUCCAUCAGCGCCAGCAGACCCUCGCAGAAACUCUGUAUGAUCUGAACGCGUCUGCGUACAUCGUGGAGCCAAGCGCCAGUAGCUUGUACUAUGCCAACAUCUCCAGCAGCUCGUGGCACCUCUCCGAAAGGCCGCUCCUUUUCAUUAUAUCCCCGCGACUCUCAGAGGAUGGUACCAUACGGGCGGAAUCAUCCAUCUUGACUCCUGUCUUUGAGGCCACUCGCGCUAAACAGCUUCCCGUCGCGGCAACCAAUGUAUCAUAUCCAGAAUGGCCUGAAGACGUCAGCCCAUAUCAAGUUGCCGUCCGUACGUUGUCAGCGGGCAGCAAGAUCUUCGUCGACGGAAGCGUUCGCCAUUUCAUCGUGGACGGCCUUCAGAGUGCAACGUCUCGAGAUCAGGUCCUCAUUGCGCCUGUCGAGAUUCGUCAGCUACGGGAGCGCAAAUCUGCCGCUGAACUCGAGAUUAUGAAGUGUGCUAACGAGGUCACUCUGCUUGCCAUUCGCGCUGUUCGCGACAAAUUGAGAGUCGGGAUACGAGAGUCAGAGGCGCGUUCGUUGAUGGAUAACACACUUGCGACUGCAGGACUCAAAGACACUUUUUCGCUUGUUCUGUUCGGUGAGAAUGCUGCGCUUCCCCACGGCUCAGGCACAGAUCGUGAGCUUGGUGAGGGCGAUUUCGCUCUCAUCGACUGUGGGGGCUCGCUUCACGGUUAUCAAAGUGACGUGACUCGAACGUUCCUCUUGCGAAAUUCUGCGCCAUCUACAGACAAUCUUGCGCUAUGGUACAUAGUUCGCGCAGCUCAGAGUCGUGCUUUGCGUGCAGCCCAUGCCGGCGGCCUUACGGGAGAUGUGGAUGAAGCAGCACGGGAAGUUAUAGAUGCGGCAGGGUACGCGAAACACUUCACACAUCGCUUGGGGCAUGGGAUCGGGCUUGAGACUCAUGAGUCCCCUUACUUGCGUGGAGCAUCAAACGAUAUCAUCCAAGUCGGACACACAUUUUCUGACGAGCCGGGCAUCUACAUCGAAGGCCAGGUUGGAAUCCGUCUGGAAGAUUGUUUCUACAUCAAUGAGAAUGGAAAGCCUGUAUAUCUAACCGAGAGAGUAGGCGGACAGGCAGUGAGUCCAUGGGCGCCCUGAGCUGGUUAUAGUGCGUGUAUGUACUAUUUUGGUGUACCCACAAGAGGACACAAUGUCCAAAACAGAGUUCUCUGUUCCC